Eubalaena glacialis (North Atlantic right whale) is the source of this 1359-nucleotide messenger RNA. It is a transcript of the gene SMOC1, whose product is annotated as SPARC related modular calcium binding 1. Gene Ontology annotation, cellular component: basement membrane. The transcript has 12 exons. Gene Ontology annotation, molecular function: heparin binding; protein binding; extracellular matrix binding. Gene Ontology annotation, biological process: extracellular matrix organization. Lineage: Eukaryota; Metazoa; Chordata; Mammalia; Artiodactyla; Balaenidae. The record is from RefSeq and is a predicted model, not a curated record. The coding region runs from base 1 to 1359 and encodes 452 amino acids.
AUGCUGCCCGCGCGCUGCGCCCGCCUGCUCGCGCCCCACUUGCUGCUCGUGCUGGUGCAGCUGUCCCCGGCUCGCGGCCACCGCACCACGGGCCCCAGGUUUCUCAUAAGUGACCGUGACCCUCAGUGCAACCUCCACUGCUCCAGGACUCAACCCAAACCUAUCUGUGCCUCUGACGGCAGGUCCUAUGAGUCCAUGUGUGAGUACCAGCGAGCCAAGUGCCGAGACCCAACCCUGGGUGUGGUACAUCGAGGUAGAUGCAAAGACGCCGGCCAGAGCAAGUGUCGCCUGGAGCGGGCUCAGGCCCUCGAGCAAGCCAAGAAGCCCCAGGAGGCGGUGUUUGUCCCCGAGUGCAGCGAGGAUGGCUCCUUUACCCAGGUGCAGUGCCAUACUUACACGGGGUACUGCUGGUGUGUCACCCCAGAUGGGAAACCCAUCAGUGGCUCUUCUGUGCAGAAUAAAACUCCUGUAUGUUCAGGUUCAGUCACCGAUAAGCCCGUGAGCCAGGGUAACUCAGGAAGGAAAGUCUCUUUUCGAUUCUUUUUAACCCUCAAUUCAGAUGACGGGUCUAAGCCGACACCCACGAUGGAGACCCAGCCGGUGUUCGAUGGAGAUGAAAUCACAGCUCCCACUCUCUGGAUUAAGCACUUGGUAAUCAAGGACUCCAAACUGAACAAUACCAAUGUAAGAAAUUCAGAGAAAGUUCACUCUUGUGACCAGGAGAGACAGAGCGCCCUGGAAGAUGCCCGGCAGAAUCCCCGUGAGGGCAUUGUCAUCCCCGAGUGUGCCCCCGGAGGGCUCUAUAAGCCAGUGCAGUGCCACCAAUCCACUGGCUACUGCUGGUGUGUGCUGGUGGACACCGGGCGUCCGCUGCCCGGGACCUCCACACGCUACGUGAUGCCCAGUUGUGAGAGUGACGCCAGGGCUAAGAGUACGGAGGUGGACGACCCCUUCAAGGACAGGGAGCUGCCAGGCUGUCCAGAAGGGAAGAAAAUGGAAUUUAUCACCAGCCUACUGGAUGCUCUCACCACUGAUAUGGUGCAGGCCAUUAACUCAGCAGCACCCACUGGAGGUGGGAGGUUCUCAGAGCCAGACCCCAGCCACACCCUGGAGGAGCGAGUGGUGCACUGGUACUUCAGCCAGCUGGACAGCAACAGCAGCGACGACAUUAACAAGAGGGAAAUGAAGCCCUUCAAGCGCUACGUGAAGAAGAAAGCCAAGCCCAAGAAAUGCGCCCGGCGUUUCACUGACUACUGUGACCUGAACAAGGACAAGGUCAUCUCACUUCCCGAGCUGAAGGGCUGCCUAGGUGUUAGCAAAGAAGGUGGUAGUCUUGGCAUCUUCCCCCAGGGAAAAUGA